AUGGGGGAGCGGUAUUACUGUGACCGGUCCUUUCAGGACAACAUGCAUAACAGGAAAAAACACCUGUACGGUGUUCAACACUACAGAUCUAAAAAGGCCUGGUUUGACCAUUUCAGAGGUAAGUAAUUUCAUUUCCCAAGAGUUUCAGUCCAACAUAGUUGGGGCCUGGGUCUGAAGAAACAUUGUGUUGGUGCGCUCAAGUUGGUAAAAACUAUACGUUCAUGGAGACUUUGAAAAAGGGUUGUAUAUGGACUGGCAGAAAAAACAAAGGGGAUGAUGGCCAUCGCUUGGUAAACAAAACAUUAUCGUGGGGCUUACUUUUCCCAUCAAUUCACUUUUGAAGAACAGAUGAAGGAACUUCUUGAUUUAAAAAGGCUUUUAAUUACUUGGCAUUUUGAUAGACAAGCAGGACCAACGGCAAGUCGCCAAUGUGUUUUCAGAAUCACGUUUAUUGUCCUACAAUAGGAAAAUCUUGGCACAGCUCACACAUUGCAUACACAAAACAUAUAGAUAACGAACCAGGAAACUAACAGUCAGACAUGAAUAGUACUCCCCCACCUGCCCAUAGGAGGAAGCUACAUGGAAUGUGUUUAGGCUUGGUUUCCUUCAUCAGAUCAGGGCAUAAAGGUUUGACACAGUAACCAAUCAGAAGACGUAAUAUAAUUACAAAAUAACAGCAUAAAGAGAUGGUUGGGGUUAAAUUCAGAAUGAUGUGAUCAAAUACAAUUCAGUUCAAGCCCUUUUCUAAAAAGAGUUGACAGUGACCCUAUCUCUGCAGUCCAUUGUUUUUAUCAUCUGACACAUACUUGUGGUAAUAGGCUGUAGAUUUUAGUGUACAUUUACAUCAUUUAGCAGACGCUCUUAUCCAGAGCGACUUACAGUUAGUGAGUGCAUACAUUAUUAUUUAUUUUUUUUCAUACCCCCCGUGGGAAUCGAACCCACAACCCUGGCGUUGCAAACACCAUGCUCUACCAACUGAGCUACAUCCCUGCCAGCCAUUCCCUCCCCUACCCUGGACGACGCUGGGCCAAAUGUGCGCCGCCCCAUGGGUCUCACCCGGCUACGACAGAGCCUGGAUUCGAACCAGGAUCUCUAGUGGCACAGCUAACACUGCAAUGCAGUGCCUUAGACCACUGCGCCACUCGGGAAGCCAGUGUACACAUUAUGACACCUCUUCUCUCAUCACAGAUACAGCAGCCAUCCUGUAUGAUGAACAGACUAAGAAACCCUGCAGGAAGUUUCAAAAGAUGAGUAAAGACUACAAUUAAAGAUACAAGGAACAUGUCAUGAAUGAAUUAAAGACCCUUACAAUUUAUCUGUGUGUAAUGCUUAUAUUUUUGUCCUUUGCGUCAGGCCAGUGUGUGUUUGGCAACAAAUGCAGAUUCUCUCACAUGUCAGAGGGACAUGGAGAACCUAAAAAUGCAGAUUGAAGGUGACUUGUUUCCACAAGAUGGCACUGUCUGCCAUGGACAUGGUCCUCAUAUGGAGGGUAUUCAUUUAUGAGCAAUGGUGUCGUCGUCGUUUUAGUUAUACCUUGCAUGAUGAUAAAACAUUUUUAAAGUACAAUUUACAUCAUUAUGGUGGCAAGUUACUUUGGUGUUUGAAUUAUGAACACACAAUGCCACUCUGUUCAUUUAGGUGGUUCAAUGAAAUCCCUCAUAGUCUUUACUAAUUUCGCUCAGAAUUCAAAGUUACCAUGGUGAUUGUGUUAAUUAGAUCCAUAUUAAGGGGUGCAGUCUAAUCUCUAGAUGAAAGACGGAGCAGAGAGGACCUGGAGCACAGAGCAUCCCCUGAGCAGAGCAUAGAGGAGUGGCUCACUAGGAGGGAGAAGAAGAGGGCCGCCCUCAUCAGUGGAAGGUACAGAAUGAAUCAAUGGUCAAAGGCUGUCAGUACUUACAUACAGUGCAUGCUAGUGCUAAAGUGUUAUUUUCCCUUGCACAGAGUCAGAUUUCAUACAGUCAGUGUGAAGAUGGCUUUUCCUCUUUUUCCUUUUCCUAAAAUUGUUAAUCUAUUUUACUCCCUUAAGUGUUUUGAAAGAGGAAGAUGAUGAGAAUCAACCAGAGAAUGAUAUACCGCCACAUUUCCUCACCAUUCCUGACCUCCGUCCCUCACUUUUGUCGCCUCCCCCUAGUGGAUAGAAAGUCAGUCAGAACUGAAUGGGGUUAAUUAAAGCAGGUUCACCAUUUUUUUCUCAAAGUUCCAUGUGGUGAUGCAAGAACUGAUCAUUUCUUUUUAAUAGACCUCAAACUUUUACUUGAUAAAAGUGAGUGAAUUUUUUAUCUUCAUAUUUUAAUUGAGUUUCUUCAUUACAGACUACAUUAGUCUUAUGAGUUAUGUGCAUGCAGACUUGUUGAGUAAGUCCUUGCAUUCAAGAAAAUGUAUUAUGAAUUAGAAAUUUGCAGAAUGUGAGGUUGUAAUGCUUUUUAAAUGAUGACCUCAGGAAAGCGGCAGAACUGGAAUGGCUACCAUUUAUACAUUUUGAAAAACACUUUUUGUUAUCAAGGGGAAUGUGAUUUCCUUCCCUCCACAUAUUCUUUAUGAGGGUAAAGUGGUUUGUGUAUGUUGGGAAGAUUUAUUUCGAAUGGAUGGAUGUUGCAGCUUUACCUCGUCACUGAGCAUGGGGGCCAUUUUUGUAAAAACAUGGUUUUUGUGUUCCUAUCUUCAGGUAAUAAAAUAGUGUUUUAACUGGACUUUGUUUCCCCACUUUUCAUUUUUUAUGGGAUAAUAGAACAAGUGGUAUUCAGGACCUUACUUCAGUGUGUUAAUGGAGCCCUGUCAGUAUGUGCCACACAACUGAGGGCCAGACCAGACCGUGUCUUGGCAGGAUGUCACAUCACCAUGUGACAGGGACCCUUUGCCAGCAGCAUCUGCCUUUCCUGUGGCAGUGACACAGAUUGAAACCCAAACCGCUACACCCUAGAAUAACAUUUUCAAUUGGUUUCAGAUUGCCUCUGAGGGAGAUGCCAGGGCAGGGCUCCUUACCUGGUUGGUUGGCCAGCAGUGUGAGUACCUCCUCUACUCUGAUGAAUAUUAUGGCCAUGCUGGCUGUAUUACAUCUCUGGGCUCUGUGA
This is a messenger RNA of Coregonus sp. 'balchen', 3071 nucleotides long. NCBI's taxonomy places the organism in Eukaryota, Metazoa, Chordata, Actinopteri, Salmoniformes, Salmonidae. The record is from the annotation of a GenBank genome assembly.